Peronospora farinosa is the source of this 489-nucleotide messenger RNA. NCBI's taxonomy places the organism in Eukaryota, Oomycota, Peronosporomycetes, Peronosporales, Peronosporaceae. The record is from the annotation of a GenBank genome assembly.
AUGAGCAGCUUUUUUAAGCAAAAUGUUAAGACCCCUAUCGUGAAACUGCUCAAGUCUGGCGCUUCCCCUAGCAGCAUUGCACUGGCCAUGGCGUUUGGUGUCUCUGGAGGAAUCUUUCCCAUUCCUGGGGUCACAACUGUACCCGUAAUGGCUGCCAUCUUUCUCUUUCGACUGAACCCCGUAGCUGCCAUGCUUACAAAUUACCUCAUGACGCCACUAAACAUUGCGUCUAUCCCCGUCUUCAUCUAUUACGGCAACGCUUUGUUUGGAGGAGGUGAAGGUGACAGUGAGUUUGCCAUGAGCAGCUUUAUGGAGGACAUGAAGACAGACACGAUCAACACGCUGCUGGUCUUCCGCUUUACGCUAUUGCACGCCAUCUACUUGUGGCUGCUUACCAUGCCGGUGCUUACACUUGCCGUCUAUGGCGUGCUUACACCCGUUCUACGUCGUGUUAUGCCCAAGAGCAAAGAUGAGGGGAAGCAUGCCUAA